CAUUGGACCUAAACAAUGUUGAGGGUCACACUGAUUUGCGCAGCCGCUCACAUCGAAAUACACUACACCGUAAUCAUAUAAAAGCAACACGCUUACAGCGAAAGGCUAUCAUUCAACGAUCGAUCAAUCCAAAGUAAGCACUCCAGCAGUCACUUCAAGUAUUUCACUGAACUAAUCCAGUAAAAACAACAAAAUCAUAGAAAUGGCUUUCAAAUUCGUCGUAUUUUCCACACUUUUGGCCGUCGCCAGCGCUGGUUUACUGCAGCCCGUCACCUAUGCACACGUCGCUAAUCCCGCUGUGGAUGCUGUUGCCUCCAGCCACCAGAAUGUCGUGCGCACCUUCGAUGGCACCGUCUCACAGUACUCGAAGACAAUCGAAACUCCUUACUCCAGCGUACACAAGACGGACACACGCGUCAGCAACAAUGUGUACACACCAGCUGUAGCCAAGACUGUUUACGCUGCUCCCGCACCAGCUGCUGUUUACACUCAUUCCGUACCAGUUGCUAAAACUGUUGCAUAUGCCGCUCCAGCUGUUGCCAAGACUGUUGCUUAUGCUGCUCCUGCACCAGUUUACCAUCAUGCAGUGCCUGUUGCCAAAACAGUGUCAUAUGCUGCUCCUGCUGUGGCUGCUCCAGCUCCAGUGUAUCAUCAUACCGCUCCAGUGGCUACCACCAACUACAAUCACGGACCCGCUGCCUCUACUUACACCCACAACGCUCCUGGUGUUUCAGGAUACGGCUCCAGCCAAACAGUCCACUACUCGCCAGCUGAAACUGCCUCACACAUGAGCUUCGAUGGUUUCGGUACCCACUGGGGUUGGUAAUUAAUUACUUCAAUAUUGUGAU
Ceratitis capitata (Mediterranean fruit fly) is the source of this 848-nucleotide messenger RNA. Its product is annotated as cuticle protein 76-like. The transcript has a single exon. Lineage: Eukaryota; Metazoa; Arthropoda; Insecta; Diptera; Tephritidae. Bases 203 to 826 code for a protein of 207 amino acids. The record is from RefSeq and is a predicted model, not a curated record.